Messenger RNA from Indicator indicator, 2674 nucleotides. RefSeq names its product aldehyde dehydrogenase 1 family member A2 (gene ALDH1A2). Gene Ontology annotation, molecular function: aldehyde dehydrogenase (NAD+) activity. The transcript is spliced from 13 exons. The record is from RefSeq and is a predicted model, not a curated record. Bases 1 to 1557 code for a protein of 518 amino acids. Lineage: Eukaryota; Metazoa; Chordata; Aves; Piciformes; Indicatoridae.
AUGACUUCCAGUAAAAUUGAGAUGCCAGGGGAGGUGAAGGCAGAUCCUGCAGCUCUGAUGGCAUCUUUGCAUCUGCUGCCUUCUCCCACUCUCAACCUUGAAAUCAAAUACACCAAGAUUUUCAUCAAUAAUGAGUGGCAAAAUUCUGAAUGUGGGAGGAUAUUCCCAGUAUAUAAUCCAGCAACAGGAGAGCAGAUCUGUGAGAUCCAGGAAGCUGACAAGGUUGAUACAGACAAAGCAGUGAGGGCAGCUCGCCUUGCUUUUUCUCUGGGUUCAGUUUGGAGGAGAAUGGAUGCAUCAGAAAGAGGCCACCUCUUGGACAAGCUAGCAGACUUGGUCGAAAGAGACAGGGCAAUUCUUGCUACUAUGGAAUCACUGAACAGUGGCAAGCCCUUCUUGCAAGCUUUCUAUGUAGAUCUUCAGGGAGUUAUAAAAACCCUGAGGUAUUAUGCUGGCUGGGCAGACAAAAUCCAUGGAAUGACCAUUCCUGUAGAUGGAGAUUAUUUUACGUUUACAAGACACGAACCCAUCGGAGUGUGUGGACAGAUCAUCCCUUGGAACUUCCCCCUGCUGAUGUUUGCAUGGAAGAUUGCUCCAGCUCUGUGCUGUGGUAAUACAGUAGUUAUUAAACCAGCAGAACAAACACCACUCAGUGCUCUCUAUAUGGGAGCCCUCAUCAAGGAGGCUGGCUUUCCACCAGGAGUUGUCAAUAUUUUGCCAGGAUUUGGUCCAAUUGUUGGUGCAGCCAUAGCAGCUCAUGUUGGCAUUGAUAAGAUUGCUUUUACUGGAUCCACUGAGGUUGGAAAGCUGAUCCAAGAAGCAGCUGGAAGAAGUAACUUGAAGAGAGUUACACUGGAGCUGGGUGGGAAAAGCCCAAACAUUAUUUUUGCAGAUGCAGACUUGGACUAUGCUGUGGAACAAGCUCACCAAGGGGUCUUCUUCAAUCAAGGUCAAUGCUGUACUGCAGGCUCACGGAUUUAUGUGGAAGAAUCAAUCUAUGAAGAGUUUGUUAGAAGAAGUGUAGAGCGUGCAAAGAGGAGAGUUGUGGGGAGUCCUUUUGACCCAACUACAGAACAAGGCCCACAGAUUGAUAAAAAACAAUACAACAAGAUCUUGGAACUGAUUCAAAGCGGCAUUACUGAAGGAGCAAAACUUGAAUGUGGGGGUAAAGGGCUGGGAAGAAAGGGCUUCUUCAUUGAACCUACGGUGUUUUCCAAUGUAACAGAUGACAUGCGGAUUGCCAAGGAGGAGAUUUUUGGACCUGUUCAAGAAAUACUGAGAUUUAAAACCAUGGAUGAAGUUAUAGAGAGAGCCAACAAUUCUGAUUUUGGAUUGGUAGCUGCUGUCUUUACAAAUGACAUAAACAAGGCCCUGACAGUCUCUUCAGCAAUGCAGGCUGGGACAGUCUGGAUAAAUUGCUACAAUGCCUUAAAUGCCCAAAGUCCUUUUGGAGGAUUCAAAAUGUCUGGCAACGGGAGAGAGAUGGGUGAAUGCGGAUUGAGAGAAUAUUCUGAAGUUAAAACUGUGACAAUAAAGAUCCCUCAGAAGAACUCCUAAAAUGAUGAAGGACCACAGUGUGCAGAAGAGCACAUGAUACCACUCUGUAUUCCUUAUGGAGACCAGCACUCAGGAAUAAAAAGUGUUACACAAUAUAUAUUUAAGAAAUUAGGUUGCAACAUAUAUACUGGGCACGUAAUUGUGUAGGUAAUGCAAACCAACUCUGCAUGUUUUCAUAAAACUCUCUUGAGAAUCAUUACAUCUUUAUAAAACUAAUCGUAACAAGAGAUAAAAUUGCUGUUGGCCAUAAUUUAAUAAUGGUUCUAGCUAUAAAACUGUUAAAUGCAAAUGCAUGCACACACACAUUUAUCUCUUCUUUAAAUAAACAAAGUAAUUCUUACUCCUUUCAGACUGCCUUCUAAAACAGACCUGCAUUGUACUAAGAUUCUAGUUUCAAUCAGAACUUUACAGGCCAGAUUUUACCCUAAAUGCUAGCAGUGAACAACAUAAAGAAGUAUCACUGAUGUUCUUAAAAAAGUAAAAGACUCUGAACAUUAACGAACCAAAAAAAUGGUGUACUGGCAACUUUCCCAUUAGCAUGCUCACACAAAGAGGUCAAACUAGAGAAGGAAUCAACCCAUUAUACGGACAACGAACUGCAAAUACUUAGUAGUGAGAUUUGGCUUUCAGGACCCACAGCAAUUUGGUUUCCAGAGUUUAUUUUCAUAAUUACUUUAUGUCUUGAUGUAAGGAAAAAUCCUCCCUCGCUUACUUGAACUUGAAAGGUUUUACCUGCCUGCCAAAAGAGCAUGGCCAUAUAGGGUGAGAGGGUGUUAAGGAGAGCAGGAAUGGAUCCUGAGGCUUCACAGCAUAUUUCAGCUUUCACUGUUUGUCUAGUUUUGUUGUUGUUACUGUUGGUGCUUUCACUUUUUUAAAAACAAGUAUAUGCACAUGCAGAUGCCAUUUAUUUGUCUACUAUUAAACGGUCUGUGAUUACACUGGGAAUUAUUAUGUAUUGGUUACAGCAGGAAGAACCCAGUAAAAGGCCACCUAACAAGAAGCAGGCUUGAAUUUAUUUUCUUGCUAAAUGAUGGCUUGCUGUCCUCACCAUGCUUGUGAGCCUCAGGUGAGCUUACUGGGUAGUACUGACUUUUCAGUUAUGUCUGGUUGGUUUUUG